UGGUCCGGCGGCUGACGGUGCGCGCUUCCGGGUUGGCGAUCCGGGCGAGCGGCGAGCCGGCGCGCCGUGGCGGUGGGGGCGGGGGAGCCGACGGGCCCUGCCGGCUGGGUCCCCGCUGGGCGGCCCCGACAGAUUUAAGCCUCUCCGGAGUCUGGAGAAAAUGGCAGAGACGGCACCAGAGCCUUCUGGGCAGCUUGUCGUACACUCCGACACUCACAGUCACACUGUCCUGGCUAGCCUUGAGGACCAGAGGAAGAGAGGCUUUCUCUGUGAUAUCACUCUAAUCGUGGAGAACGUGCAUUUCCGAGCCCACAAGGCCUUACUUGCUGCCAGCAGCGAGUAUUUCUCAAUGAUGUUUGCGGAAGAGGGCGAGAUUGGCCAGUCUAUUUAUAUGUUGGAAGGCAUGGUUGCAGACACCUUUGGUAUUCUGCUGGAAUUUAUCUAUACAGGUUAUCUACAGGCCAGUGAGAAGACCACAGAACAGAUCCUGGCCACUGCUCAGUUCUUAAAAGUCUAUGAUCUGAUAAAGGCUUACACGGACUUCCAGACGAAGCAUAGCUCCCCGAAGCCGCCGGCUCUGAACGGCACUGGUACUCCAGUGGUUGUUAUUUCUAAUAAGAAGAAUGAUCCCCUAAAACGGAAGCGGGGAAGACCAAGAAAAGGCAGUAGUGUGCCGGAGGGGAAAUCGGAACUCGCUGCAGAGGAAGACAUGCAGCUGAGAGUGAACAAUUCCGUUCAGAAUAGACAAAACUUUGUGGUUAAAGAGGGAGACGGUGUGGAGCUGAGUGUACAGAUCCCAAAGGAAAAGGCCUCUGAGCCCGCUGGUGAGCCGGGCAGAGUGGAGGAGACGCUCGCUGAGAAGGAUGAGAACUGUGACCCCGAGGCGCGGGAUGGCCAGGACAGCCUGAGUAGGUACAGCAAGCGGAGGAUUCGGAGGUCGGUCAAGCUUAAAGAUUACAAACUCCUUGGAGACGAAGACGACCAGGGUUCAGCCCAGAGGAUAUGUGGAAAGAAAAAGCGUGCCAGCGGUCCAGGGGCCCGGUGUAAAGACUGUGGCAAAGUCUUCAAGUACAAUCACUUUUUAGCAAUCCACCAGAGACGCCACACUGGGGAACGACCCUUCAAAUGUGGCGAGUGUGGAAAGGGCUUUGCCCAGAAGCACUCCUUGCAGGUCCACACCAGGAUGCAUACAGGGGAGCGGCCAUACACCUGUACCGUGUGCAGCAAGGCACUGACCACCAAGCACUCACUGCUGGAGCACAUGAGCCUGCACUCAGGGCAAAAGUCUUUUACCUGUGAUCAGUGUGGAAAAUAUUUCAGCCAGAAAAGACAGCUAAAGAGCCAUUACCGAGUCCACACAGGCCACUCACUACCAGAAUGCAACCACUGCCAUCGAAAAUUCAUGGAUGUGUCUCAGCUAAAGAAACAUCUGCGAACGCACACAGGUGAGAAGCCGUUCACUUGUGAAAUCUGUGGGAAAUCUUUCACAGCGAAGAGUUCCCUUCAGACCCACAUCAGAAUCCACCGAGGAGAAAAGCCAUACUCCUGCAGCAUCUGUGGCAAGUCCUUCUCCGACUCCAGUGCCAAGAGGAGACACUGCAUCCUCCACACAGGCAAAAAGCCCUUCUCCUGCCCCGAGUGUAGCCUGCAGUUUGCUCGCUUAGACAAUCUGAAGGCUCACUUGAAAAUUCACAACAAAGAGAAGCACACAGCGGAUUCCUGCAGCGUUUCCGGCAGCAAUGCUGACGAGGUCCGCAACAUUCUUCAGCUACAGCCGUACCAGCUCUCCACCUCAGGAGAGCAGGAGAUUCAGCUUCUUGUAACUGAUUCUGUGCAUAACAUUAACUUCAUGCCAGGCCCCAACCCGGGGGUCAGCCUGGUAGCUGCUGAUAGCUCUCAGAACAUGGCCACAGACCCGGCUGCUAAUCUGGCCCUGCUCACACAGCAGCCUGAGCAACUGCAGAGCCUGAUUCUUUCGGCUCAGCAGGAGCAGACAGAGCACAUUCAGAGCCUCGGUAUGAUCGGAAGCCAGAUGGAGUCCUCCCAGCCGGAGCCAGUGCACGUAAUCACACUUUCCAAGGAAACGCUGGAGCAUCUGCACGCCCAGCAGCAAGGGCAAACCGAGGCGCUCCGGUUGGCAGCUGGUGCUGAUCCAGCUCAGCACCUGCAGCUGACACGGGACCCUGAGCCACCCCUGCCCACUCCGCUAGGCCAGGAGCAGAGCUGACCCAUGGCUCGGACUGUUCCGCUGGACCCUUCUCCCGGGCCAGCAGUGACAGACUGGUCCUUUCCGCCGCCACUGUCUUACAGACCCGUCAAGAUGUGUUAGCUAGCCAACAGCUUAUUUAUGAUGGGCUCCACCGGGGCAGAGUCUGUGUGUGGGCAUGAGUGCACGAUCUGUCUGAUCUAUGAUACCAAUUCCUACUUAGCACUGAAAUAUCGAUGAGGGGCUCCACUUUCGUCUACUACGUCUCUCAAAGGUAGACGUAGUAGACGUUUUUCUUGGGGGCAUUGAUUUAGACUUUCCUGUAAGUGUUGGGGGCAUUGAUUUAGACUUUCCUGUAAGUGUUGAAUGUUCACGGCCAUAGAGUGUGAUCUUUAGAUCAAAAAGUCAUGCGUAGGUUGAAUCUUCAGGUAUGGUGGUUGAUUCCAUUCCGUUAUUUCUCUUAGGCAGGAUACUUGCCAGUCCAAAACAAGGCAGGACUGACUACCUGAUUACAUCGAUCAGGAGAUUUCCCCUCCAAUAGCUUUUCUGCCCUAAGAGCACUGUACCUCUUGCAUUUUAUCUUUGUGUGGUACAGUGGGCUGAUCAUGUUGCACUGAAGGCAGAUUCAGACUCGAAAACCAUACUCAUGAUGCAGAGGCCGAAGUGUACUGUUGGUUUGUUUGUUUGUUUGUUUUUCAAGACAGCGUUUCUCUGUAUAACAGCCCUGGCUGUCCUAGAACUUGCUCUAUAGACCAGGCUGGUCUUGAACUCACAGAGAUCCAUCUGCCUCUGCCUCUAAGUGCUGGGAUUAAAGGCGUGUGCCACCACUACCUGGCACAAAGUAUACUUUUAAAAUUUUUGAGUUUAACUUUUCUGCAAAAUAUGAAUUUAUACAUUUUUUGAAAGAAACAGGCUGUUAAAUUUUUAAUUAAAAAGUCUCCACAAAGUAUGAAACUAAAUCAAGAUACUCAUUCCAAGUAAACCAAAUUUUGUCAGAUAUUGACUUGAUUUUCAUGAAAAAAGAUUCUUAAUUACUUGGAACUUAAAAGUUUAUUCAAUAUAAGUCAUAAACACACUACUGAAUUCUACUUGAUCUCAAAAUACUGAUUUGCAUGUUCAAUCUUAGAACUUCCUAGAGGUGGAAAUGUACACUAAUCUAUUCUUACAGUCUAGAUGAAAUUCCACUUAAUUUUAGUCAUUUAAAUCAUGUGUUCAGUGUGUGAGUGUGGGCUGUGUGCAUGUAUGGGGUGUGUGUAUGUAUGAGUGUGGCAUAUGUGCAUGUGUGGGAUGUGUGUAUCUGAAUGUGGCAUAUGUGGGAUGUGUGAGUGUGGGAUAUGUGCAUGUGUGGGCUAUGUGCAUGUGUGGGAUGUGUGUAUGUAUGAGUGUGGCAUAUGUGCAUGUGUGGAGGCCUCAGGUGAACAUUGGGUAUCCUGGUCUAUCACUCUGCCUUAUUUCCCUGAGACAGGAAUCUGGAAGCUGGUAUCCAGCAAGCCCUCAGCCCUCCUCCUGUUUCUGCCUCACAGCACUGGGGUUCAGCACACAUGGCCGUCUCCUGGAUUUUGACCUGGGUGCUGGGAUCCGAGCUCAGGUCCUCACAUAGCACAGCAAGUGCUCUACCCCCUGAGCCAUCUCUCCAGCUCCUGUUUAUUCUUAAAACACAAAGUCUUUACAGUCUUUUCAAAACCUCCUAGUUCUCAUUUCCCCAGAAUUUGACAUUGUAUUGAAGUAAAUUAAAACUGUCUCACUCUAGACAGCUGGGUAACGAUUCAGAAGCAUGGUUGUGUAGCUGUUGGUUUGGUUUUGGUGCUGAACUCAGCCCAUACAAGUUAAAUUUAGUUUACUUUAUAACAGCCUACCUCUACACUAAGAAAUAUAUCAUGAGCCAGGCCUGGGAGUACAGGCCGGUGAUCCCCAGAGGCAGAGGUGGAGACAGGAGGACCUUGAGUUUAAGGCUAGCCUGAGCUACUUAGACCCUUAAAAGAAAACCGGACCUGGGGAUGUAGGUCAAAGGUACAGUGUGUCCCUGGCAUGCACAAGACUGGGCUCUGUCCUCAGAACUGGGGGUGGGGAUAAUAAAAGAGGUACAAGACAGACGGAAUAUUAAAUAUUAAAAUAUUCAAAAGCCACAUGUAACAAGAGGUGAAAUUAAUCUUAAAGUUAUUUAAUCUACUGUCCUGGUCAGCCUUAAUUGUCAACACGGCCUCCACUGAGUCACGUGAGAAGCAAUUGAGGGGUUGCCUAAAUCAAGUUGGUCUGUGGGCACACACCUGUGACAACUGUCUUGAUCACUAAUGGAUGUACGAGGACCCGGCCCACGGUGGGCUGUUACAAAGCUAGCUAGCCGUGAGCCGGUGAGGAAGUCACUGAGCAAGCUGGCAGGCCGGCUUCCUCCACGGCUCCUGCCUGAGCGCCUGCUCUGCCUUCCCUUGGUGAUGGAUCAUGACUUGAAAGUAAAAGCCAAAGGAACCCUUUCUUCCCCCAAGUUGCUUUGGUCAUGGUGUUUGACACAGUAACAGAAUGUGACUAGAACAUUUAUUGCCAAACAUUUCUACAUGUAAUUAAUAUUAAAAUGUAUUAAUGAGA
Molecule: messenger RNA, 4789 nt
Organism: Peromyscus californicus insignis
Lineage: Eukaryota; Metazoa; Chordata; Mammalia; Rodentia; Cricetidae
Gene: Zbtb24
Product: zinc finger and BTB domain containing 24
Exons: 7
Coding region: 161-2227 (688 amino acids)
Biological process (GO): regulation of transcription by RNA polymerase II; central nervous system development
Cellular component (GO): nucleus
Molecular function (GO): DNA-binding transcription factor activity, RNA polymerase II-specific; RNA polymerase II cis-regulatory region sequence-specific DNA binding; protein binding
Source: RefSeq, a predicted model, not a curated record